GCCACUGCGGUGCGGUUUGGGGGCGGGACCUAUAGGAACCUGGGGCCCAGCUGGCCGGAGAAAAGGUUUGGGAACCCGGGCCUGGGGCUGCGGGAUCCACAUCUAGCGGGGUUCCAAGGCAGCGGUGACAUCAGGCCGAGCUCUGCUCAUGAUCUCACCCUGUCCUCUUUUCGUCCCUCGCGCCACUAGCCCUAAACUCUAAGACCCUCUUGUCCUCCUGAGCUCUGCCCUCGGAUGUCCGACCGCCCAGAGCCUGCAUGCGCCGUGGGGCGCCCCAGGACCAGGAGCUGGUGGGUCCAGGGGCCCCUGGGCGGGGGUCCCGGGGCUCCCCUCCUUCCUCAGGACCCGUUGUCCCGGUGCUGGUCUUUCCCCCGGAUCUAGUAUUCAGGGCAGACCAGAGAAGUGGACCCCGGCAGCUGCUGACCCUCUACAACCCCACGGGAACCGCGCUUCGCUUCCGAGUUCUGUGUACAGCACCUGCCAAGUAUACAGUAUUCGAUGCAGAGGGAUAUGUGAAGCCUCAGUCCUGCAUUGACAUUGUGAUACGGCACGUGGCCCCCAUCCCUGGUCACUAUGACGUCCAGGACCGUUUCCGCAUUGAGCUAUCUGAGGAAGGGGCUGAGGGACGAGUGGUUGGAAGAAAAGACAUCACCUCUGUUCUACGGGCCCCAGCGUAUCCCCUGGAGCUUCAGGGACAUUCUGAGCCAGCGCCCAACCCAGGGCCUCCUACGUGGACGGGACCAACCCCAGCCAGACAUCUUCAGGAGAGUGCUCCCCAGCAGCUGGCCACCAGCUCCUUCCUGCUCUUCUUGCUGACAGGCGUCAUCUCUGUGGCCUUCCUGCUUCUGCCACUGCAGGAUGAACUUGGCAGCCAGCUGCCUCAGGUCCUACAUGUGUCCCUGGGACAGAAGCUGGUCGCCGCCUACGUCUUAGGCCUCCUCACCAUGGUGUUCCUCCGGACCUGAGCUCUUAGCCAAACCCACUGAACCCACCCUGUCCUUGGCAGGCAGGGACCUAAGGCAGCCACUGUGACGAUAGCACCUUGCCCCUCCUCUCUCCCUUCUGCCCAUCCAUUGACUGUCAGCCUCCCCACAACAAACACCCAGGGAUUUAUACUCAUUUUCCAAGUUGAAUAAAAUAAAGUUUAAAAUCAAAAUGA
Grammomys surdaster is the source of this 1159-nucleotide messenger RNA. RefSeq names its product motile sperm domain containing 3 (gene Mospd3). The coding region runs from base 258 to 965 and encodes 235 amino acids. The transcript is spliced from 5 exons. The record is from RefSeq and is a predicted model, not a curated record. Gene Ontology annotation, cellular component: cytoplasm. NCBI's taxonomy places the organism in Eukaryota, Metazoa, Chordata, Mammalia, Rodentia, Muridae.